This is a messenger RNA of Klebsormidium nitens, 1326 nucleotides long. Lineage: Eukaryota; Viridiplantae; Streptophyta; Klebsormidiophyceae; Klebsormidiales; Klebsormidiaceae. The record is from the annotation of a GenBank genome assembly.
AUGGGGCCGCCCUGCUGCGUAAAGAAAUGGGCGGACCAUGCCAAGUUGAAGGUGACUCGAGUAGAGACACCUCCUCACCUCCUCGCCUCUCACCUCCUCUUGAAUGAUGGGAUCUUGCGGAUACCGGGCGAGAAGGAGACCGCCUUUAAUAACCUGUAUGCAAAGUGGUGGGCAGACGGCAAGUGGAUGUACGUGGUGCAGAAGAGAACGAAGGUCUUCAAGCUAUUCGUAGACCUGGAUUAUGAGUGCGUGAUGGAACCAUCCGACAACGAGCUGGUAACGGUGUGCCUGUCAAUCUAUAGCAGGGUAGCAGAGCUGGUAGGUGCAGCUGCCAGCCGCUGCAUCGUGAGCGUGGCAGACGGGACGAAGCGCCUCAAGGAAGGCGGGUUCAAGAGGGGCGUGCACAUCGUUUGGCCGGACGUCUGCAUAGACGAUACCCAGGCCCUGGUGCUGAGGCGAUGGCUGCUGGUGAGGCUGAAUGAUGAGUUUGGACAGAACUCGUGGGAGAAGGUGGUGGACUCCAACGUCUACAAGGGGGGCAGCGGGCUGCGGAUGAACGGGUCCAUGAAGAUGCCCACGUGUGAGGCAUGUGGGGGGCGCAGAGAGAAGAGCUGCAAGAGCUGCGGUGGGCAGGGAAAGGUGACGGAUCCGCGCAGGUAUGCGGUCUUCAGGUGCUUCGUAAACGGGACGGAAGACGAGGGACUCCUAGAAACAUGCGUCCGGGACCUGGAGACGCAGAUAAGCCUGACCUCUAUCAGGGUGUUGUCGAAGGGCCGGGUCUCUGUGGUCAUUCCCCCCUGCGAUGCGCCCGAGAUGGAUUCAGGGCAGCCGGCAUUCCGGCAGUCCUCCGGUGCCAUAAGCCAUGUCCAGGGAGGGGACCGAACGGAGGCGGUGGCCCGGGAGAUCAGGCUAGCGUUCCCAGAGUGUUUCGAUCAAGGAGAGCGCAUAGAAAAUGUACAGGAGUUUGCGGGCUCGUAUUACCUGGCGCAUACCAACAGCAAGUACUGCAAUAACCUCGGUAGGCCUCACAACAGUAACCGGAUCUACUUUUACCUGAGCGCUGGUUACAUGUUCCAGAAAUGCUACUGUACAUGCGAAACGCUGAAGGGGAGGAGCCAGGGAUUAUGCCAGCACUACAGAAGCCGCGGUGUGAAGAUGAGCGAGGCGCUCAGGAAGGAGCUGUUUCCGGGUGCCGGAGCAGACGGAGAACAAGAGGAGGAAGUGGAGGAAGCUGAGGAAGCUGAGGAAGUGGACGAGUGGAGGCGGAAGAAGAAGCCGGCAAAGAAGAGGGGGAUAAUCAUAAGCAUGGCCAAGUACCUCAAAUAG